This is a messenger RNA of Paramecium tetraurelia, 350 nucleotides long. RefSeq lists its product as uncharacterized. Gene Ontology annotation, cellular component: exocyst. Lineage: Eukaryota; Ciliophora; Oligohymenophorea; Peniculida; Parameciidae. The transcript has 2 exons. Gene Ontology annotation, biological process: exocytosis. The record is from RefSeq and is a predicted model, not a curated record.
AUGAACUCAGAAAUACUUUAAUCAUUAGAAUAAGAAUUCAAUCUAGCAAAUAAGAAUCCUGAAGAAAUAGUAAAUGUCCUUGAAAAGAAAUUGAAUGAAUAAUAAAAGGAAACUAUCAAUUAAUUAGUGGCAUUGGAUCAAGAAGUUGAUGAUAUUAUUAAUUAAAUCAACAAAUUAGACAUGAAAUAUGUGGAAUUUGAAGGAUUAAUAGAGGCUCAUACAGAACAUAUAAAAGCCAUUAGCAGAGGCACUUAAAAUAUGGAAAGCUAUCUUAAGGUGUUGGAAAUUCGUAUUAAAAAUUAAAAGUAAUUAAGUGAAUAUAUUAAAUGAAUUAUUAUAUAAUUUAUGUC